Messenger RNA from Ascochyta rabiei, 729 nucleotides. RefSeq lists its product as uncharacterized. Bases 1 to 729 code for a protein of 242 amino acids. The transcript has a single exon. Lineage: Eukaryota; Fungi; Ascomycota; Dothideomycetes; Pleosporales; Didymellaceae. The record is from RefSeq and is a predicted model, not a curated record.
AUGGCGACCGUCACACCCACCAACCCCAACGCAAUCAUCGUGUCUGAAAUCCCGCCGCCGCCGCCCAAACCGUCGCAGCCCCUCACAAACGCUCCGCGCCUCGGCAUGCCCUUCGACCGCCGCCUGCUCCUCACCACCUUCACCUCGUUCGUCUGCGGCUUCACCCUCGGCAGCGCCUCGGCCGGCUCCAUGGCCGCGCUGCGCUUCCGCGCGGAAAACGCCCACCGGCUGCCCAUCUCCCAGCCGGGCUGGUAUCUGUACCACAAGAGCAAGAACUACUACAAGAUGAAGCACGGCAUCACAGAGGGGCUGCGCAAGGGCUUCAUGGUCGCCGCGUGGAGCAGCGUCUUCUUUGUCGUCGAGGAGAGUCUGGACGUCUUCCGCGGCACGUGGAGGGCCGGCCGUACCAUCGAGGAGAUGGAGGGCGUGGACGAGCUGAGCCUCAAGAAAAUUGACCGUGGAGUCGCGAGCAGUAGGGACUUCCUCUCCAGCGGCAUGGCCGGCAUGGUCACGGGCGGUGUGUGGAGCGCGUGGCACCAGUUCCCCGUCAGCACGGCGGCGCGGACGAUACGAAUGGGGCUGGUGGUCGGCCUGGGCUAUGGAUUGGGCCAGGAUGCGCUGAUCUGGGCAAAGGAGAAAUAUGGCGGUGCGGAAGAGGGCGAGAGCUGGAUCUACAAGGGCGCGAAGAACAGGAAGAAGGAGGCUGGCGAGGUGGAGGCGCAGGCGUGA